AUUAAUUUAUCAUCUUUUAUUUAUUAGUUUUGGUGAUUUAUGUGAUAAUAUCAAAUCACUUAUUCUGCCCACUUAUGUCGCUGGUUUCAUAACAUCUUUUAUCUCACUAGAAUAUUUAUUAUUUUUACAAUUUCUACACAUUGAAAAUUUUAACGCCAACUAUUGGAAUUAUUUUUCCUCUUUCAAUUUAUUAUCGGAUUUUUCAUUUUUGGAGAAAAUUUUUAGAUUUCCAGUAAUUACCAAUGAGAGACUCGUAUACGGAUAAUUAUUACCACAAUUUCAGCUGUAAAAAUAUAGAGAACCGUUUCUUGAGAAAUGGUUAUACCUUUAACGGAAGACCAAAACGUCCCAUUUCACGCAUUACAUCGUAUAUUAAUUCGUAUUCCUCAGACUCUGACGAGUCUUUUAAAGAUGAUUUAGCUGAUAUUACAAGUAACUAUCACUCCUCACCUCAAACGCAAUCUUCCAUCAACUGCACUCCAAUACCCGUACAAAUUAUUCAAUCCCCCAAUGAUAAGGUUGACACUGGUACUAAAGUGGAUAACUCAAAUGAUGCCGAAUAUACGGAAAAGCCAUUAGGAGAUCAAAUUUUAACACCACGGCCUAGCAGGUACCGCAGAAUACAAAAAGUAAAAUCUGUUAAAAGAGAACCUCCCAUCCGAGAAAUAAGUUAUGCUGAGCUCAGUACGCCUGAUGUUACAAAGAAACAAGUGAAAGAUUCAAAGUACAAUUACUCGGAUCAGAACAUUGACAGUAGUUAUACGUCAUAUGUUGACAGUUUGUUUGGAGUUGAGCCUUACAAAUAUGUCCACGAGCAUCAACCCCUGAAGUUAUUCUGGCUUGAAAACUCUGAAGUCAGUGGCCUCAUGAGGAUACCCUCACUCACCUCACUCAGUAAUGAGUUUUCCAACUCCGAAAAACUCUACAUGGUCUUCACCGAUUACACCAUCGACAUCAUUCAAGACGUUUCCUGUUUGAAGAUGAUAAAGGCAAGGGAUGGUUAUACACCGUUUGUGGUUAUAUAUUCAUAUAACCUCAAGAGUAUGUACUUUAAGGUGGUGAAACGGACAAUGUCCGAGGUUAGUAUGGUCUCGUUUAAUAAGAAUUCCACUGACCUAGACGAUUGUCUCUCAUUUGACUGUGCAAACUCUCAAAUCUCAUCAUCUGAUGAACAAGAUUCUAAUUAUGAGUUUUACAGAAGUUAUCUCUAUGGCAAAGAUGAUGGAACAGACCCUAACCGUGUCCGAGUACUCGUACAUCCCUCCAACAAAACACAUUUCGACCUACGAUAUCUCUCCGUUAAUCCCAAUAGUCAUAGAGAGGAAAUGGUGGAUAAUAAGUCAAUGGUGAAGAAAGAGAAUGUUGAGGUAAAGGAUGAGGAAAGUGAUUUGGAGUCAUCAAAUUCAGAUUCUCCAUUUUCAAACACGUUUCAAAAUGGAACACAGUUUAACUUACCAGAUGACUUGUUUGAUGAGUGUAAGUUACUGGUUGGAGUUGACGUCUCCAACAAGGGUUCAAGUUGCCCAGAUUCCGUGGCUAAUUACAGGUCAGAAUCUGUAAUCAAGAAAAAUUACACAGUAUACAUUCCGGAAAACACACUACCCUUGGACCAAAUAGAUGACAUGACCAAUGGCAAUCUCUCUAAUACGGGAGAUGAAUUAGGUAAAGGGGAUGAACAAUUGUCUAAAGAGUUUUUAUUGAAUUUGGUGAAGGUGAGAGAUGAAGGGAAUGUGUUGUAUAGAUCUGGUGACAUGGUACUGACAGAGGGACAAGUAUUAAAAAUUGAGUUCCCCACUAUAUAUACAAAGCAUUUCGAAUAUGAUUACGUAACUCUUUACUCUGAUAAUACUCUGAAAUCCUGUUUCAACUUCAUUAAAUCACUGUUACCGGAGGAUUGUCUUAAUAUUAAUAUUAACAAGUUGGCCCAGUUUUGUCCGAAUAUUUUCUGGAAUUUGGCUCUUGCAGGUGAUAUUGAGACUUCAAUCAUCGAGCUAGACCCUGAGAUGGUCAAGUCGCUCUACAGACGCAAGAGAACAGUCACUGUAGAUAGUGAGUUUAGAAAUGGAAAGACUAAAAUCACACCUAACUCACUCAGUUAUCUGGAUAAUAAUUUUAUUAUUAUGCAAAAUCUAUUCCAACGAGACGCUGAGGAGAAGAUUAAGAAAUUACUGGAAAUUGAACGACAGAAUGGCGGGAAAAUGACCAGAAUUGUCAUCAAUAAACAUGCCGAAGAUGAUGACCUCAUCAAAUUACUCAUUGAUGAUAAUGGAUUCACCAGGAAGAGUAUGCAAGUAUUGACUGAGAAGCAGAAGAAUAUGGUAUAUAAUGAGUGUAUGAAGAGGAAUUUCUAUGUGCCAGUACACAUCAAAUUUAACCCCCAAAAAGGCCGAGGCGUUUACGCCGCAUACAAAAUACACAAAGAUGAUUUCCUCAUGGAGUAUAAAGGAGAGUUGAUAACGGAGAAAGUGGCGAAUUUUCGAAAUAACAAGUACAAUAAAUCCAAAAAAUACAAAGGAUCUUUUAUAUUCUUUUUUAAGCAUAAUGGCACGAGGUAUGGAAUUGAUGCUACUGAGGAGGAUAUAAGCUUUGGUCCUGCUAGACUAGUAAACCAUUCAAGGAAAAACGCAAACAUCGUGCCGAAAACUCUGUUAAGUAAUAAUUACCCCCGACUCAUAUUCAUUGCCAAACGUGACAUCGAAUGUGGUGAGGAGUUACUGGUGGAUUACGGAGAACGAGACCCAAGCGUUAUUAAAGAUAAUCCAUGGCUACUGGAUUAAUA
Molecule: messenger RNA, 2779 nt
Organism: Theileria parva strain Muguga
Lineage: Eukaryota; Apicomplexa; Aconoidasida; Piroplasmida; Theileriidae
Gene: setd8-a
Product: N-lysine methyltransferase SETD8-A
Exons: 7
Coding region: 243-2777 (844 amino acids)
Molecular function (GO): protein binding
Source: RefSeq, a predicted model, not a curated record